This is a messenger RNA of Penicillium mononematosum, 1242 nucleotides long. Its product is annotated as Carboxylesterase type B. Lineage: Eukaryota; Fungi; Ascomycota; Eurotiomycetes; Eurotiales; Aspergillaceae. Bases 1 to 1242 code for a protein of 413 amino acids. The transcript is spliced from 2 exons. The record is from RefSeq and is a predicted model, not a curated record.
AUGAUCAAAAAGCAGAAGGGAGAGAUUCCUUGGUGGGAAUCCGACGAAGACGAGGAAGACUCUGUCAAACCGGCUCCCACUUAUGAAGAGCUCAAGGAGGCGCUUAAAACCUGCAAGGAUAAUCUCCAUUUUCUCCGACAUGAUCGGCUGUUGAUGCUUGGAUGGCACACCUUGUCACAGUUCCGCAUUACAGCAUGGGAACCUGAACUCAAAUCAUUGACGUGGAGUUGUUCGAGCUGGGGAUCAAAUAAUUGCAUCCAAGCCAGAGGAAGCAAGUAUAAGAUUCUAUCCAACGAGCAAAAAAAGGAUGUCAUUGCUAGCUUAAAGGGAUGGGUUGUUCAGGAUGACUUUGACACAACGGUCUCACGGCUCCCUCCUAACAUACGGCACACCAUCCUGAGUAAAUUUGCUUCAAUGAUCAUUUUCAAAGAUUGCCUGAGACUUUUCUUCUCAAACCCCUUCUGGUAUUUGGAUACCGGCGAUGAAUUCUCAAACAGCGAAAGCUCCGAGGUUGAGACUCCUUUUGGCGCUCAGCUGCAUACCCUGUACAAAGCGCUCCAGAAAGGGGAGCUACAGCACGCUAACCACUGGCGGGCACAGACAAUACGUCUUGCCAAUAUGACAACCCAGAACCCUGCCACGAUGGUCCGUCGAGACACGACCGUCGGGCUCGCAAAUGAAGGAGUUAUAAAGUCUAAAGCAUUUCAAUUUGCUGCCACUAAACUGGAAGACAAGGUCUUUCGAUGCCUACUCAAAGACCCAGACGAAGACAAAUUGAAGACAAGCCUCGGAAGACUAUACCAUGAGAUGGCUGUACUCGCAAAGAACUUGGCCACAUCGCAUCCGAGCCUGGGAUGGAGGGUUUUGGAUCAAAUUCCAACCAAGUUUGAUUCUCGGUCGAAGGUAAUUGAAGCGGCAUUCGUCCACGACCUCAACGAGGGUGAGACAAGGCUUAACCAGCAUAACGUGCUUGCAAUCUUUCGACCAUAUUUCUUUCGAGUUGGAGCAUGGGACGAACAUGGAGCUAAAGAGGAGAGAGUCUGUAGAGCUCACGUUUUCGUGGAAGACCCCAUAGGGCGAUGUCCUAACGAGUUCCCUUCCGAGGACGAGGAUGCGUUCCCAACAAAAAGGACGAAGAGGAAGGCCAAGAAAGCGAAGACUGAGGAAGAUGUCGAGGUUCGGACAAAGGAAUCAGCACUACAAGGCAAAGCAAAGAAGGGAACUAAAAAGAAGAAGAUCUGA